AAAACUAUAUUCUUUACAAACCUGCUUAUAUGUACAGCUAUAUCCUGGAAGUGUCUGCCUAUGUGCGUCACUCUGAGACUUAUCUCUUCUAUAAGAAAAAAAAAAAGAGGAGCCUUUCACCCUCCUGGAAAGAUGCCAGCUGCUGCCGGGUUGCGAGAAGGUUUCGUGCAGAAAGUCAUCUCAGAGGUUAUAAAAGAGUCCAAAGAUCAUAGAGACGCAGAGAGGAACAAAGAGGUUGACCAGAGAGUGAUAACUGUCCAGUCUUCUCAGCAAUCAGAGCUGCACCACCACUCCGUCAGACAACAGCUCCACAGGAGUAAGGACGCCACCAUGGAGAAAAAAGGCAUCCUGAAAAGAGUGAGCAUACUAACAGAGGGCAGCGCCACCACCCAGAGCAGCUCCAUCGGGCCCGUGCGCUGGACUCUGCCUGUGGACAGCACCCAGCCUCACAACUCGGCACCCAGCGGGCCCACAAACAGCAACAACAGCCUCACUCAGCACUCACAGCAGCACCCUCGUCAGACUGGUCUGAAGAACCUCCGCAGCCUGCAGGAGUGUGUGCAAUUCAUCCAUCACUGGAAGGAGCAGGUGGACCAAGUGUGCAAGGGCGACGAAUCUCCAAAGGAGGGUGGCAGUAAGACAGAAGCCCAAAGUACAGACCGGCGAACUGAGCGUAGCCUUGAGGAGAGCAGAAAACUGAUCCUGGAGUGGGCUGACGAACUACGUCAUGUUGACAAGCUCCUGAAGACCCCUUGGGCUGAGACUAAACAAGAAGAUGAAAAAAAAGAAGACCCUAAAGAGGAGGACCAAAUGAGGAUCAUGGAGUGGGCGAAGGAGCUGCAAGAGAAGACUGAGAGUUGUGGUGUCCAGAGCGAUGAGCUGGGUAAAGUGUUGCGUCUCCUUGGUUUAAAGAAGAAACGUCUGGGUAACCUGCUACCUCUGAUGGAGUUCAUCACCUGGUCUCUGCUGAAAGAAGACAGCACGACGAUGGUUCCACAGCUGUGGUUGCUGACAAAGCAAAGGACUUGGCAAGCAGGCAUUCCAAGGUGCAUCCCAAACUCAGUUUGGAGUUGGAUUUGCAGCGCAGCAGCUGAUGUGAUCCUCGACCCAAAGACAAACUACCCAUGGCUGCUUCUGUCUGAAGACCAGCGUAUGGUCCAGGAGUCCCACUGUGAGGCCGAUCUACCCUACAGCCCUCAACGCUUUGACAGCUGGCCCUGCGUGCUCGGCUGGGAGGGCUACAACAGUGGGCGUCACUACUGGGAGGUUGACAUUGCCAACAACGGCUACUGGCGCAUCGGCAUGACCACCGCAGAAUCCAAACGUGAGGGCCGUUUCCCCAUGUUCCCGAAGCAGGGCUACUGGGCUCUGUGGCGCAGCACAAACAAGUUCUACGCCUGCACCAAGCCAGAGACGGUGCUGCCCACCGCCCUCGUGCCUCGCCGGAUGGGGAUCUACUUAGACUACAAAGAGGGCCAGAUCUCCUUCUACAACGCAGAGACAAAGACCCACAUCUACACCUUCACUGGGAACUUCAGAGGGAAGCUGUAUCCUCUGUUUGCCCCAAUGGAUGGUCGCACACUCAUGAGAAUCACGCCACCUAACAAAAUCUCUGCACACUGAGAGAGAUGGCUCUUGAAGACCUUAACGGAUUCCCACUGACUCUAAACCAAAUUGAGCAAACAGAAAACCACUGAAAAUUUGGGGCACUUCCCUGGAUGUUAGUUGUAAUCUAUCGAUUAUGGUGUAGCAAAAAUGUUGUCAAUUCUCCUUCGUGAAGCUGAAUUCAAAAUCCCAUUAGUUCAGUUAAAACUUUCUUUGAAGAGACUGAAGUGCUGAUGAUUUUGUUAAUAGGUGUUUGUGAUCAUGGCACUAUAAAAUAUAUAUUUCAAAGGGGCAAUUUUGAUCAGUUUGACAAAAAGAAACAUUAUGUAAAUGUAAAAAAUAUUUAUUUCUAGUAAUGCUGUUUGAAAGAAUAACCUUGGAUGAGUUUAUCCAAUAAGAGGCUGCAAAUAUGUUAAAAAAAAGAAAGUUAACAAUUAUAUGUAGAUGAUAUAAUGACACUCGAGUUGACAAGGUUAUGCAAAAGUGUGAACACUACAUUGAAAUGCACUUUACAAUGCGCUUCUACAUAUCCACACAAUAAAUAAGAAAAAGCACACCAUGUGGUCUUUAUUUUUUUUUAAGUGUGUUUCUUAGUCUUGAGACGAGAUUAUUCCAGUCCUGUAUGAAGAGCAGUUACCUCUACCAAUACAAAGCUUCAGUAAAAAUCCCCUCAAACAGAUUUGUGCACUUUGCAAAGUUAUGUUCUUCUUUUGUAGGAAAAACUGAAAAAGAUAAGACAUUUGCUGGCAUAUACAAAACAACUGUCUGAAGAGGGAUUUUUGUUUUUAGGCUGUCAGGAGACUUUCUUACAAAUCCAGGAUCCAUACGCCUCACAGCUGGCAGCAAAGAGACUCCCACCUCCUCUCAGGUCUGCACAGUCCCUGUGAUCAGAGUCCCACUCCACAGUCAGCCUAAAAAAACCCCACAACAAACACAACAUGACAUAUGCAUCCAAAGACAUCUGUUGAGAUAUUCAAAUUGUUGAUGCUGAAUCUUUAGACAUUUAGAAAUUAUAGUUUUUUCAUUUAAAGUUGUAGUUUUGUGUUUGUCCAUGUAUAAAAUGUCUGUAUAUGUGUGUUAUGUCUUGAAAAUAA
Molecule: messenger RNA, 2699 nt
Organism: Notolabrus celidotus (New Zealand spotty)
Lineage: Eukaryota; Metazoa; Chordata; Actinopteri; Labriformes; Labridae
Product: E3 ubiquitin-protein ligase TRIM39
Exons: 10
Coding region: 61-1623 (520 amino acids)
Molecular function (GO): protein binding
Source: RefSeq, a predicted model, not a curated record